AGAGCAUCUCUCCUCUUUUUAAGCUUAAAACAACCAACUCCGCCAUUUUAUUCAUUUUCCCAUUUUUCAAUUCACAAGCGUCCCAAAAUUCCCGAAAACCCAGUCAAAACUUAGACAUUUUCCCCCUUUGCGGUUUUCGGGAGCUAGGGUUUUCCUCUCACCUCCCAUCUUCUUUUUCUUUUACUACUGUUGUUGUUGUUGGUGAUUCAAAGUGUAACACUUAAGCUACAACAAUGGCGGCUCACUCUUCUCUCCUUCGAUCUGCUCCUUCUUCUUCUCUCUUCGGUUCCUCUUCCUUUUCUCGCUCUUCCGAUCUUUCUAAGGCGAUUUCCAGUCAUAACAUUAGCUCAUUGAAGAUUCAGACUAAUGUUUUCGGCGCUGCUGUUCAUUGCGGAUCUUCUUCUAUUCGGAAAUGUAGAUCGACAAACGUGCAGCCAAUCAAAGCAACAGCUACUGUAAUCCCACCAGCAGUUCAAGAGUCAAGGAGUGGUGGCAAGACAAAGGUUGGAAUUAAUGGUUUCGGUCGAAUUGGAAGGCUGGUUCUACGGGUAGCAAUUUCUAGGGAUGAUUUGGAAGUGGUGGCAGUGAAUGAUCCUUUUGUUGAUGCCAAAUACAUGGCCUAUAUGUUCAAGUAUGACUCAACACAUGGACCUUUCAAAGGAACCAUUAAUGUUGUGGAUGAUUCAACUAUUGAAAUCAAUGGAAAGCAGGUUAAAGUUACAAACAAAAGAAAUCCAGAGGAAAUCCCUUGGGGUGAUUUUGGUGUUGAGUAUGUUGUUGAAUCUUCAGGCGUUUUCACAACAUUGGAAAAAGCAGCUGCACACAAGAAGGGAGGUGCUAGAAAGGUGGUUAUAUCAGCUCCAUCAGCUGAUGCACCAAUGUUUGUUAUAGGUGUAAAUGAGAAAACAUACAAGCCAAACAUGGAUGUUGUCUCUAAUGCAAGCUGUACUACCAAUUGUCUAGCACCAUUGGCAAAGGUUGUACACGAGGAGUUUGGCAUCCUCGAGGGUUUGAUGACAACAGUCCAUGCAACUACAGCGACUCAGAAAACUGUUGAUGGACCAUCGAUGAAGGAUUGGAGAGGAGGCCGUGGAGCUAGUCAAAACAUUAUCCCUAGUUCUACUGGUGCUGCAAAGGCUGUUGGAAAAGUCCUUCCUGAACUCAAUGGAAAACUUACUGGAAUGGCAUUCCGCGUACCAACAGCGAAUGUUUCUGUUGUGGAUUUGACUUGUCGACUUCAAAAGGAGGCUAGCUACGAAGAUGUUAAAGCUGCCAUCAAGUUUGCUUCAGAGGGCCCAUUGAAGGGUAUUCUUGGAUAUACAGAGGAUGAUGUUGUUUCAAACGACUUCACUGGUGAUACAAGAUCAAGCAUAUUUGAUGCCAAGGCUGGGAUUGCUCUGAGUUCCUCAUUUGUGAAACUAGUUUCGUGGUAUGACAACGAAUGGGGCUACAGUAACCGAGUUUUGGACUUGAUUGAACACAUGGCAUUGGUCGCUGCCAUAUAGAUUCAUUUAAAGCAAGGACAACAGUAUUACUACUCGCAAUGUUUUCAUUGGAAGGGCCUUGGUUUUGAAGUAGGUAGAGAUUGAUGCUAUAGUUCACAUAAAUUUUGUUCCUUAAGACCUUUGAGAUGCCAGAUAUUGAAAUAAGGAUUGGUCGUAGCUGCAGCCAGAAUCACUGGCACUAUAUGUAGAUUCGCAAUUAUGAAUUUUGUAUUAUUGGGUUCGUUUUAUCCGAAUAUUGUAUUUUGCCUGGUGUUCUCUAAAUAUAGAGAACAUUUUAGGUUUCCGGGCAACAUAUGUGGCUGCCUAGUUCCUGCUGGAAAAUAAAUAACAUUCAAAAUUGUUUCGAUAAAAUUGAUUUACAAGCAAUUUGAUUGAA
Messenger RNA from Spinacia oleracea (spinach), 1881 nucleotides. Its product is annotated as glyceraldehyde-3-phosphate dehydrogenase GAPCP2, chloroplastic. The record is from RefSeq and is a predicted model, not a curated record. Gene Ontology annotation, molecular function: NADP binding; NAD binding; glyceraldehyde-3-phosphate dehydrogenase (NAD+) (phosphorylating) activity. Gene Ontology annotation, biological process: glucose metabolic process; glycolytic process. Gene Ontology annotation, cellular component: cytosol. NCBI's taxonomy places the organism in Eukaryota, Viridiplantae, Streptophyta, Magnoliopsida, Caryophyllales, Amaranthaceae. The transcript is spliced from 14 exons. Bases 234 to 1505 code for a protein of 423 amino acids.